Molecule: messenger RNA, 1302 nt
Organism: Telopea speciosissima
Lineage: Eukaryota; Viridiplantae; Streptophyta; Magnoliopsida; Proteales; Proteaceae
Exons: 8
Coding region: 99-917 (272 amino acids)
Source: RefSeq, a predicted model, not a curated record
AACUCAAGAGCAGAACAGAAAGGCAAUAAAAAAAGAAGUCUGAACUAAUUGGGGGUAAUCUGUGAAAUACGAGAGGAUCAUCAUCGAUCGAGUCACUGAUGGGAUCCAGAGAUGCUGUUGUGGAAAUCGAUUUCCUGGAGAGACGUUUGUUGCCGGAUUCUGGUUCAAAUGAUGAGACUGAGAGCGAACAUGGAGUUGAAAAGGUUCUAUACACGGCAUCGUUCCAGGAGCUGGAGGAUAAUUAUAUCAAGUACCAAACAGCCCUAUGGAUUCUUUACUCUCUUCCACUAAUUUUGGCCUGGGGAAUUGGGUUGUUCAUGCUGCUAUACAUACCCGUUCGAAGAUACAUAAUACGGAAGGACAUUCAGUCCAGGAGGUUGUAUGUCACGCCAAAUGCCAUUGUUUAUAAGGUUACAAAGCCAGUGCCUUUCCCAUGUUUUGGGGUGCUAAAAAAAGAGAAGUAUGUACUACUGCCUUCAGUUGCUGAUGUCAUAAUUGAACAAGGAUAUUUGCAGUCCCUUUUUGGUGUCUAUUCUACUAGAAUUGAGAAUGUUGGAAUAAGAAGACCACCAAGUGAUGACGUCCAAAUCCAAGGAAUUGCAGACCCAAGGGCUUUCAGAAUGGCUGUUCUAUCACGUCUUUCAAAUAUGAGGAGUGAGAAUUUCUCACGGCAAGUUUCCAUGACUGAAGACCUUCAAAAUUUUGGGAUUGGUUAUUCAUCCACAGCUUGGGCACGCCACAAUGUUGGUACUUGUAUCACACACCCGAUGUCCCCGUCAAAAUCUUUUAGGCAUGAUUCUUUUCCUUCCUCAGGGGAACUAAUAUUACAAAAGCUAGAGGAGGUUGGAAGUUCUGUGAAGAGGGUUGAAAGCCUAAUUCAAGAGCAACAUUGUCAAAAAUCUGAUUCCAUAGAAUGAAACAAGCGGGCUCGAAUUACAAGAGAUACAGGAUUUCAAUGGGCAUAGAUCGCAAUACACGUACCCUGCUGUGAGAUUUGCAUGCCAAUGUACCCAACGAAUCACCAUUUGAGGUGCAGCUUUGGGAGUCCUAUUCUUCAUACUUAAUAUUGCUUAGUCAUGAUUCAAAGUGUGAUUGUAUCUUUGGUAACUCUUGUACCAAUCAAAGGUUUUGUAUCUUUCCUGGUUGAAUUUACUUCUUAUCCUCAUAGUUUGUAAAUGGGUCUUCUUCCUGCGUGGUCUUGCUGUUUGUUGUAGAAGACUCUGUUGCCUAAACAUUUUUUAUUCUUGUUGUACUGUUCAAAGAUCCAUGAACUUCCAUAAUUUAAUUCCUUUUUGUUGGUAA